Molecule: messenger RNA, 1110 nt
Organism: Lasiodiplodia theobromae
Lineage: Eukaryota; Fungi; Ascomycota; Dothideomycetes; Botryosphaeriales; Botryosphaeriaceae
Exons: 1
Coding region: 1-1110 (369 amino acids)
Source: RefSeq, a predicted model, not a curated record
AUGACACAGCAGUUUCACGUUACGGCGGCGGACGGCGUGGCAGAGGGUCCGGCGUGGACCGGCCACGGCAACGAUGCGUACCCGAAGUACGCGGCCCUCAGCAAGUCGCACUGGGAGAUGUGGAUGCUGGAGGGGACGGAGCAGACGGGCUCGGCGGGCGUGACGGUGACCUUCUUCGUCGACGGCUCGCAAACCUUCCACGGCAAGGACCCGCUGCACAUCACCUUCCACGCGCUGCUGCCCGACGGCGAGAUCGAGAAGCACCACCUCAUCGCCGAGUCAGUGACGGCGCGCGAGACCGCCACGCACAUCAUCAUCGAGUGGCCCGGCAAGGGCGGAGGCUCGUCCCGCAUCGAGAUUGCGCACGACCACAGCGCCGCCACGGCCAUCUUCGACGUGCCUGAAGUGCGCGGCCGCCUUACGCUUACCAGCUACACGCGCAGUCCCGACCCGACGGCCGGCCCCCUGGCGCCCGCCGUCAGCCACCGGCAAGUCAUGACCGGGGCGCACGCCGAAGCCGACAUGGAAUUCCCGGCCGGCAGCAGGCGGCUGCAAUUCGCGGGCAAGGGCGGCCAUGAUCGCUGCUGGAUGGAGGCGUCGUUCCCGGCCAUCCUCAGCGACACGACGUACGUGCGCGGACACGCCGGACCCUUCACCUUUGCCAGCCUCCGAAUUGUCAGCCGCAUUGGCGACCGCAAGGGCAAGGUGUGCCAGAAGUUCCGGCUGCUGCGCGACGGCGUCGAGCUGUUCGGCAGCAUGAACGAUACCGUCAGCCUGACCGAGGACUAUUUCGUGCUCCGCAGCAGCCACGGCGGCCCUGUAAAGGGUCCUUUCCUCGACACGACGACGGGUUACCGCCUCGAUUUCGUGAAGCCGCGCGAGGGCAAGCACUGGGCGUUCGAGAUCGCGCACGACAAGGUGUGGUGGAGCAUGCCGUUGGGCCCGCCGCCGCUAGUGAGGGAAGGGAACAGCGGCUUCGUGUCGACGGUGCGCGGCGGUGAGGCGGGUGGCGAGAUGUUCGAUGGAGCCGGAGACGUUGGUCAGAUCCAUAUGCCCGAGUUGAGCACGUUGAUGCAGUUGAAGGCGGCGGCCACCAAGGGGCAGGCGUGA